Molecule: messenger RNA, 2103 nt
Organism: Nematocida homosporus
Lineage: Eukaryota; Fungi; Microsporidia
Exons: 1
Coding region: 1-2103 (700 amino acids)
Source: RefSeq, a predicted model, not a curated record
AUGAACAAUAGUCUAAAUAGAUACUUAGGGCGGAUUUAUCAAGUAGUUGGGGUAGUUAUUGGUUUGGGUUGGAUUUGGUGUAGUGCUAUGCCUGCUUCUGAAAGUAAGGAUGAAUGUCAAGGACUUAACCAAACACGGGCAUCCAGUAGAAUAAUUGAGACAAUACAGACUUUGUUAUACUUAAUGGACAUCCAAUUAUCCCGAAUAAAGACAGUGGUGGAGUGUCAAAUAGAAAGCGGGCGUGAGACUGAAGAACUAAAGAGUCUUAACCAGAAUAACUUAGCUCAAAGUCUAUUUGAUACACCGAUUGAGAUAGUGCGUCCUUUAGAAGGUAAACAUCGUAAUUUGAGCUACACACUAAUCAAUGAAGUAAUUCUACAGGAAUGUGUGAUUGCACUAAUACAGAAGCUAGAAGGAUACUUAGAAGAGAGUUUUCAUGGUAGAGUUCCGGUUGAUACGGAAAUGGAUAUCAUAAGUAUGAUAGCAGAUCAAGCAAAUCGAAUGACUAUUAAAAGAGGUUCGUCUAAUCUACAAACACGACUACGAAUGCUUGGAUUCGACCCAUUCGAAAAUGGUGAUGUAAAAGAAAUGGUUAGUGCUAAAGCCUAUCUAGUCAAAUUGGGCGAGUUAUACCGGCCCAAUGCAUUAAAAGAACAAAUCAAGAAUAGUAUAACGAAAGAACUAGAGAAAAUGAGAUAUAUUGCUGGUACUGAUCUGCCAGAAGUUCUAGCUGAACAUAUGGAUGCUUUGGAUAUAUACUUUGAAGGAUUACUGAAUAAUGACAUGGACGUAGAACUAUACCAAGCACGGCCCGUGGUGCAAAGUUGCAGCGAUUCGGCUUCGAAUGUAUGCGAUCAAGACGUGAUGUCCUGGAGAAUUGAAUGUUUCAAGGAUAUGGCUCUAGAACUAUUCAUGGUACUGGCUAAAGUUAAACCUUGGUGUGAGAAUGAGCCCGGUUUAGCUACAUCUGAAUUCAACCUAAACAGGUCGGUUGGUGAUGUUGAGGCGAUACUUUUAUGGCAAGACAACGGAACUCUCUAUCUGGAAUUCAGGUGGGAUAGUAGUAAGUCAUUAACUGAUAAGAGUGAGCAGCAUAAGGAUAAGAUCGCUUGGAUUGUUGAAUGGCCGACGUCUGAGUUGAAUGUAUUACUGCUUGCUUUAAGGCUACACAGUAAAAUCAACAUCAAUGUCAAACGGAUUGAUGUCUAUGAGCUUCAGGACUCCGAUCCUUUGCUGGUCUUAUUAGAACUCUUAGCACUAUUUGAAGAUCCUAUACAUUCUUUCCAGACAGAUAUCUACCUUUGCAUGAAAUUUGACGAGGACUCUUCGUGCACAGACUCAGUUAUGACAUCUGACGAUCUUGCCAAAUGCCAGCAGGUCCAAGAACGAAUCAAGCAGCUCGAUAAAUCACGAGGCAGUGUUGAGUUAUAUCUCAAUAAGCUCACGUCACGUAUGCAGAAAUCUAUUUGGCCACUAGUAACUCACUUCCUUGUAGCCAAGAUAGAUAUAGUUCAUCCCCGCCUGAACAAGAUAGAUUUUCUUGAUAACGUCAACUGGAAAGAUGGUUAUACUCUCAGAAUAUUACUAACCGGUGAAAAGGAUACUGUUAUUCGCCUAGGAGGUAAAACCACUAAAGAUAAAGCCCUUCCAGUUUGCAGCAGUUUAUCCAUUAUCACUGAGCUUUCACAUGCAGCCGGAAACCCCCCGAUACUUAUUGAUUAUUUGAAGACUUAUGUCAUAAACCUUGAUGGGUACCUACAGCCCCUAUCUGUAGAUAUGCCAGCUGAGAUCUUAACUAAAAAGGUGACCUUCUCUAUUGACAUUUUAUUAUCCUAUGUAUCCCUUACUUACGGUCGAGCAGUGCAUAUUCCUUCCCUUUGCAUAGUAGGCAAUCAGCUUGACAUUACUGCCGAUCAAGUUACCGUAUAUAAAGUAUCACAUGCUUUACUCACCCAGCAUAGAGCGUCUUACCAACAACUGUCAUGUAACAGCAACGCGCUAGAGAAAUCUAACCUGCCUAUCGUAUUUUAUACUGCUCCUGCUCGAUUCAACUUUCGUAUCUACACUGAGGAAAGGAUUAUCUAUUUUAUGCUCGUUAUAUAA